AUGGGUAAAAGGCAGCAUCAGAAAGAUAAAAUGUAUCUUACAUACACCGAAUGGACUACUUUAUAUGGCGGAAAGAGAUCUGGCACAGCCGCUGAAGAGGAUACAUCAUUCAAGAGGUUGCCCUAUGACCAUUGUUGUUUAUGUUUGCAACCUUUUGAUCAACCAUUCUGUGAUGCUGAUGGCAAUAUAUUUGAACUUCAAGCAAUAAUUGAAUUUGCAAAGAAGUUCAAAGUAAAUCCAGUUACAGGAAAAAAAAUAGACAUUAAAGCAUUACUGAAACUUAACUUUUUCAAAAAUGCUAAAGGUGAAUAUCACUGCCCCGUGUUAUUUAAAUCAUUUACAAAAACGUCUUAUAUUGCUGCAAUACGAACUAGUGGCAAUGUUUAUUGUUAUGAAGCUAUUGAGCAGCUUAACAUCAAAGGCAAAAAUUGGAAAGAUCUCAUUGAUGAUACUCCAUUUGUCAGAAGUGAUAUAAUUAUUAUACAGGAUCCAAAUAAUCUUGAAAAAUUUAAUAUUUCAAAGUUCCACCAUGUAAAAAAUAAUUUGAGAGUGGAAACAGAGGAGGAAAUUGCUAUGAAAAAAGAUCCUCAUGCCAGAUUAAAAACAGUGUCUGCGGAAACUAAAGAUAUCCUCCAGGAAUUAGAAAAAGAAUAUAAGGCACCUGAGGCAAAGGAAACAAAAAAAGAAAUGGCAGACAAAUUUAAUGCCGCUCAUUACUCUACAGGCAUGGUUGCAGCUAGUUUUACCUCUACUGCGAUGGCACCAGAAACCAUUCAUGAAGCAGCAAUUAUUUGUGAAGAUGAAGUAAAAUAUGAGAGAGUUAAGAAAAAGGGAUAUGUUAGAUUAGUCACUAACGUAGGACAACUCAACUUGGAAUUGUAUUGUGAUGUAAUUCCUAAAGCUUGUGACAAUUUUAUUAAACUUUGCCUCAAGGGAUACUAUAAUGGGACAAAAUUUCAUAGAUCCAUAAGAAAUUUCAUGAUUCAAGGUGGAGAUCCUACUGGUACUGGAUUGGGGGGAGAGUCAAUUUGGAAAAAGCCAUUUGAAGAUGAAAUAAAGCCAAAUUUGCAUCACUCAGGCCGAGGAGUUUUAUCAAUGGCAAAUUCUGGACCUAAUUCAAAUGGAUCACAAUUCUUUAUUACAUUCCGGUCAUGCAAACAACUCGAUGGUAAGCAUACAAUAUUUGGGAAACUAGUUGGUGGUAUUGAUACACUUACAGCUAUGGAACAAAUCGAAGUAGACAAUAAAGACAGGCCCAUACAUGACAUCGUUAUUGAAGUUGCCCAAGUUUUUGUUGAUCCGUUUGCAGAUGCAGAGGAACAGCUUGCAGCUGAAAGAGUACAAGAACUAAAACGCCAAGCUGAAGCAGAGAGUCAAGGUGUAAAACCAAAAAAGGCAGCCACCAAGCAACCAUUAAAAGUAUUCAGGCAGGGUGUUGGUAAAUAUCUCAAUCUGACCGAGGUGCCUGAGUCUAACAAGAACACCAAGGCACAAGUGCCUUCCAAAAAAGUAAAGAAAGAGAGUAAAAAUGGCUUUGGUAGCUUUGACUCUUGGUAA
Molecule: messenger RNA, 1557 nt
Organism: Leptosia nina
Lineage: Eukaryota; Metazoa; Arthropoda; Insecta; Lepidoptera; Pieridae
Source: the annotation of a GenBank genome assembly